CAUAUCCUUUUUUGUCAAGAGAAAAAGAAGAAAUAAAUGAAAAAAAAAGGCAACGGCUCAUAGAAGCAAAUAACAAACAAUCGCCGUCAGUGCAAAUUCAAUCAAUUCCAUCUAAAUCUUUACCAGGCAGCCACAAUGUCUGAGGAGUUAAAGGACGAGGUGGAGGCCCUCAAUUCCAUCUACGGGGACGGGACGCUACUGGCUGCAUCGGGCAAUGACGGCAGCGAUACCGAGGCCGCCGGUGCCUAUAUUCUCAAAAUUCCAGGCGAGGGGGAAACAUCUUCGCUGCGUCUUCAGUUCCCUGCCGGCUAUCCGGAUGAGCCCCCGUCUGUUCUAGGCACCCACAGCUCGGGCGGACAGAACCGGCCGCGCGGCGCCGCAGCUCGCGACCUUGAACUAUUCCGUGACGCGCUCGGCCGGGUUUUCCAGCCGGGCAUCGUCUGCCUCUUUGAUGCACUGGAAGAACUGGCAAGACUGGCCGAGGAGCUCGGGAUCAACGACACUCAGCCAUCAGAAGCGGACGAAGACGGCGCAGAAGAGGAAGGCACCUCCACGGCGCCGCGCAAGGUAUCCGCCCCGGAGGACGCCUUGGGCCCGGAGCCCCCUUGGAUCAUGUCCGACGUCUACGUGGAGAUGAAGUCGACGUUCGUCGCUCGUUGCGCCCACGUCACCUCGGCGGCCCAGGCCGAGUCGUACGUCGCCCAUCUGCUUGCGACGGACAAGAAGGUGCGCGCGGCGACGCACAACAUGACGGCCUGGCGGAUCCGGGGUGCGGACGGCAAGACCUCGUUCCAGGACUGCGACGACGACGGUGAGACCGCUGCCGGCGGGAGGCUGCUGCAUCUGAUGCAACUUAUGGAUCUAUGGGAUGUCAUGGUCGUCGUGACGAGGUGGUAUGGUGGCCAGAAGCUUGGACCUAGGAGGUUUGCUGUCAUCAACCAGGUUGCCAGAGAUUCGUUCGUCAAAGCUGGAUUAGUCCCUGAGGCGUCCGGCAAGAAAAAGGGGCCAGGCAAGUGAUCGGAUCCCUGUGGUUGGGUAUGUCACUGCCAAACGAGCAGCUUGUUCAGGGGCGAACUUCUGUUGCUUGAAUAGUGCGAAAACAUUUCAAAAAAUGUUAUUCACACGUCAAAUUACCGAGGUCCCAAUAUCUCAAUGGCUUUGGCCGACUGCUCUCGCGACAGUAUUACUGCGCCUGCCCUCGCUGUCGAUAGAUAUGACAACUCGGGGCCCUCGUCAGACAUCUCUCUCGCCAACCUCCCUGCUACUCCCGAUACGAUUCCCGUUGCCUCAAAAGGCAAUGAUGCCAAGUCCAAAAAUAUCGGCGCAAGCUCCCCUCCUGCCUCUCCAAUUAGCGACUCGCCAAACAUGGGGACUAGCGCCUUGUCGAGAAGCAACGAUGGCGGAUCAUCCUGUGCCAGCGUGACGGAAAGGAACUUUGGUUGAGUGGCCAACGCCGCAACGAGACACGUGUAGAGGCGCGUGUCGACCGUGUCAACCCAUGUCCGAUGGGAAUGCCCGUUGCUGAACCCAUUGCCCGUGUUCAUCCUACUGAGCGACGGGCGAUUUAGGUGCGCUGUUGGGGAUGCAGCCGAUAUCUCGCCGUCAAGGCGAUGCGACGAAGUCUCGUGCCCGGAGCAAUGCACCAAUCUCAGGCUGGUGUCCACUGUCGCUUGUACACUCUGUUUCUUGAGUAAAGCAAACGUGCGCUCCUGCAGUUCGUCGGCGUUGGAAGGUAAUGGAGAGUCCGGGGUGGCAUUAUCAUGCUCGUUGUAACUCCCUCUCCUGCUUACCAUUGUGCUGCCGGCACCGCUGUUGGCGUGCGAGUUCAGGUACGAGCCCAGUCCGGACCGUGGCAGCGACAUCAUGGAGGACGAGUCGCCAUUGUCGGUAAACUCGAACCCCCUGGCCAGGAGGGCUUGCACAACGUUCUUUUUAUCCUUGCUCGGCACCAAGAUAAAGUCGGAAUAGUACGUCGUGAUGAAAAAGAUGGAAAUCCCCGCGAGGGCCAGCGGCGAGGACAGGUCGACGACUCGAGACCCAGCAUCCAUGCCGGCGCUUAUAACGCACAGUGCCACAUACGACUCCUUUGAGAUGGAAACCUUCCCCCUCGCGGCCUGCUGGAGUUUUUGGAGAGCCGGCUCGAACACGCUGGUUGCCCAUGUCGUCUGGCACACGACGGAGCACUCGAUGGGUGUUAUACUGACGUUGAGGAAUGGCCGCUGGUCAUGGGGGCCAAGUUGAGACCAGCUUCGGCUCGAAUUGCUCGCGACUGGGCUACCAUUUCCCUGUUCAUCCUCUGGCUGAAGAAUAGACUCCUUUUGGGGUAGGAGAAUCUGAAGUAUUGGUUGAAGAAGUGUAGGGUAGAGGUUGAGUGGAAUAUGAAUUAGGCUGAGCUCGCCGUCCUGUAGUAUGUGGUUAGUGGCGACGAUGCUGCGUAACCUGCUGAAUAUAUCGGCAUAGAUCUUACUAGAAAUGAGACUUGAGCGUUCAUCCUGGACUUGGAGAAGGAAUGGUUCAAAUAUGACUGAGAGUUGAGUACAGAAAAAAAAUAGAUGACCAAUAACGCGGACGAUAUCGGAGGACGACGUGGGAGUCAGGUUGGAAUACCCAAUAGGUGUUUUGGGUGGGGUAAAGUGACUAAAAGAUAAGGGCUGGGGAUAGCUGAUUUCUCGGUUUUGAAGGGUGGUCGUUAUCUCUGCUUCUGGAAUCCUCUUAUUCUCUAACAACUCAUCAACAAAUUGACCUUGGGCUAGUACGGUCUAAGCGCUGAACAAGUGAUGGCUACACCAUGAACAAGAAAAAAAAACCUCUUCUC
This is a messenger RNA of Pyricularia oryzae 70-15, 2815 nucleotides long. Its product is annotated as impact family protein. The record is from RefSeq and is a predicted model, not a curated record. Lineage: Eukaryota; Fungi; Ascomycota; Sordariomycetes; Magnaporthales; Pyriculariaceae. Gene Ontology annotation, biological process: regulation of translational initiation. The transcript is spliced from 2 exons. Gene Ontology annotation, cellular component: cytoplasm. Gene Ontology annotation, molecular function: protein binding. Bases 136 to 1017 code for a protein of 293 amino acids.